AUGGCCUCUUCCACCUCCUCCAACUGCGCAGAUUCGGUCUUGAAUGCUUUGGAAAAUCUGGAUGACCUUUGGGAUUUAAAUGUUUACAUAGCUGAGAAACUGAAGCGGGAGUUUCGACUCUUGAGGACAUUUCUCCUCUGCGCCAGAAUAUGGAGCAGUUUUGAAUCUGACAGUGAUGAGCAUGUAAGUCUAGUAUCUUUCAUGUCUAAACUUGAAGCUGCUAUCAAUGAAAGUGCACUCAAUUUUCAACCUUAUUGUCGUAGAUCGGGCAGAGUAAUGAGUAAAAAGCUGUUUAGGUUGUCUCUUCUAGUUCGACGUAGUAUCGAAACUUUCAGGCAAAAAAUCAACCAUUUUUACUUCAGAUUCUCUAAUAUUCUGUUGCAAACUAGUAAUUGUCUAAUGGGAUCUGAGUUGAUUGAAUUAAUGGACUCUGUACUAGAGAAUCUGGUUGAUUUUCUUCUCUGCAUCCAUGGAGAUGAUGGUCAAGUUCUACUAGAACUAAGCAAAGACCUGCAGCAGAAGCUAAGAUUCUUCCAAAGUUUGAUUCGCUUCAGUUUGUCACGAGUUGUUGAGCAGAGGCAAUCGGGAGCUGCCAUAUCUCACAUCAAUCUUGUGGCUCUGAAUGCAGCACGCAUCUUUUCCGUAUGUUGGUUAGACGUAAAAGAUGAACAAGUGUUGAAUGAAGUGCAAAAUAAGAUUUUGGAACUGCUACAGAUGAUCAACCCCGUUGAUCCUCCAGUCCGUGAGAUUUACAUGCAAGUCCUCAUGGGUUCAAAUUUAUCAGGAUCAUCAUGCACUAUGAAUAAGGAGAUGAAUAAGCACAUAUUGGGACGCUUAGUCGAUGCUUUCCUGGGUAAUCUUUGGGAGAUACUUAACUGCAGUACCAGUUUAAUGGAUUCUAAGACAGAUGAAAUACAUAGAGUCUACGAGGGACUGAGAUUCUUGAGAACCAUUCUAGAAAACCAGUAUGAGAACUUUGAUGACCUACCUGAAAAACUGAAGGAUAUUAUUGGAGCUUCUAUUGGUGAGGCAAGAAAUGUGAUUUACUCACUUUUUAAGCACGAACUGAAAGAGGGUUCUGCCAGGGAAAUGGAUAUUGUUCUCUUUGCUUUCCAAGAAAACAUUAAGCUUAUUGAGGCAGAAGUAUCCGACAAAUAUGCAGUAACAGAAACAUUUCAAUCACCCAGUACAAUCCUGGAAGAUAUUAAGCUUGUUAAUAUAGAAGCUAUAGAGAUUGAUGAUGAAAAUUACAGCUUUGAAGCUGAAAAGACUAUCCAGGCCUUACAGCAUUCACAAUCACAAAGGACUAUACCAACAUUCAAUCAAGUUGUGGUGGGAUUUGAUGAUGAGGCCGAGCAAAUAAUCUGCCGACUUACAAGAGGAUCGGGACAGUUGGACAUUGUUUCGAUUGUUGGCAUGCCUGGACUGGGUAAGACAACAUUAGCUAACAUAGUUUAUCAUGAUCCUUUCAUUAUAUGCCACUUCCAGAUUCGUGCUUGGUGUUGCAUUUCUCAAGUAUAUGGAAAGAAAGAUGUCUUAAUUCAGAUAUUGGUUUGCAUUCGUCCUGUGGGUGCUAAUGAAUAUUCUGGGAUGAAAGAAGAUGAUCUUGCUGAAGAGCUCUAUCACAGAUUGAAGGGAUACAGGUACCUUGUUGUUCUGGAUGAUCUUUGGGACAUUGAGGCCUGGAAUGGGUUGGAAAGGUUGUUCCCAGAUGACGCCAAUGGAAGUAGAAUUCUUUUAACAAGUCGAAUUUCUAAGUUGGCUUUGGAAGUUAAACCUGCAAGUAGACCUCUCCAUCUCCGCCAACUUACCGAUGAUGAGUGCUUGGAAUUACUACAGAAGAAACUAAUAGAAAGAGGAGGAUAUCCUCCGGCACUAUUGCUACUUGGAAAGCAUAUAGCAAAAGGUUGUAAAGGGCUACCUCUAACAGUUGUGAUCGCAGCUGGAAUUCUUGGAAACUUAGAGCAAGAUGGUUGGGAAAAAGUGGCAGAAAGUCUUAGUUCAAGCAGUGUUUGCGGCACAGAACAUUGCAUGCAUAUGUUUGAGCUGAGCUACAAACAUUUACCUAAUUAUUUGAAGCCAUGCCUUCUAUAUUUUGGAGUAUUUUUAGAAGACCAAGAGAUUCCUGUUUGGAGAUUGAUGCGGCUGUGGAUUGCUGAAGGCUUUGUGCAAAAAACAGAGGUAAAGAGUCUAGAGGACAUAGCUGAGGACUAUAUAAUGGAUCUGAUAGGGAGAAGCUUGGUUAUGGUUGACAAACAAAAAUCUAUUGGUGGAGUGAAAACUUGCCGCAUUCAUGACUUGUUGCAUGAAUUUUGUCUAAGAAAAGCCAAAGAAGAAAAUUUUCUGCAGUUGAGACGUGGUUAUGCUGGACUCUCUAAUUUUGAUGAGCCAAGUAAUACUCGUCGGUUGUCUAUUUAUUCUAAAGCAAAGCAUUUUCAGAAAUCAAGGCUAUUUUGUCCCCUUCUAAACUCUCUACUGGUCUCCAGUCAGAGUGAGAACUAUGCAAUACCAUACAAUUUCUCAUUUAUUUUGCGCAUGUUUAAACUUCUGAGAGUGUUGGAUUUGGGAAAACUUAAUCUCGGUUUUGUUUUUCCUGGUGAAAUUUCAUUGCUUGUUCAGUUGAGGUACUUGGCAUUUGGGGGUAGCAUGACUUCCAUCCCAUCAUCAAUAGCAAGCCUCUGGAACCUGGAAACGUUGGUUUUAAAAUUAUCGCCAGGUAGUCUUUUUCUCCCGGAUACUAUUUGGAAUAUGCGGACAUUGAGGUACCUCCAUGGAAGUGGUAGCUUUCUUGAUCUUAGUUUGGCCAAAUAUAACUGGGAGAGCUCCUCAGAUUUGUGUAACCUCGACACUAUGUCGGCUCUUGUGCUUGAUUUGGGGCAAAGCAUGGAUAAGAUAAUGAAAAAGUUUCCAAAUAUCCGCAAACUAAAAUGCAGUCUCCGGGAAACAGAAGAAUCUUCUGGGGAUUGGAACAAGGUUGUGGCAAUUGACUUUCUAUGGCGACUGGAGUCACUCAAGCUGUCUUUUUAUCAUGUGAACAAGAAUCAUUAUGAGUACCAUUUCCCCUUGAAUCUUAAAAAGUUGACUCUUGAAUCAUUUCCCUGGAGUGCGAUUUCCUCAAUUGGAAGACUACCUAAUCUUGAGGUUCUUAAAUUACUGGGAGCAAAAGGCUACAGGGUAGAAAUAUGGAACAUGGAAGAAGGGGAAUUCCCUAAACUCAAAUUCUUGAAGUUGGAGGCCUUGCCCGUUGUCAAGUGGACAUGCUCCAGUGAUCAUCUCCCUUGUCUUCAGAAAUUAAUUUUGCACCGCUGCAUGGAAUUGGAGGAGCUACCUUCUUGUUUGGAGGAAAUUCCAACUCUUGAAUUGAUUCAAGUACAUCGGUGUCCAGGUUCUGUUGGAAAUUUGGUUCAACAGAUUAAAGAAGAGCAGAUGAACUGGGGAAAUGUGGAUCUGAAAAUCCUUAUUUUAGAAGAGAUUUAG
This is a messenger RNA of Coffea eugenioides, 3477 nucleotides long. RefSeq names its product putative late blight resistance protein homolog R1B-16. Lineage: Eukaryota; Viridiplantae; Streptophyta; Magnoliopsida; Gentianales; Rubiaceae. Gene Ontology annotation, biological process: defense response to other organism. Bases 1 to 3477 code for a protein of 1158 amino acids. The transcript has a single exon. Gene Ontology annotation, molecular function: ADP binding. The record is from RefSeq and is a predicted model, not a curated record.